AUGACGAGGCUCCACGGAGCAUCUCUCGACGGUCCGAACCCUGCGCAGCCUGGCAACAGCGAGCGAUCACAAUACUGUCGGUCCAAGAUCCCGCCAAACGCACCGGAAGUUAUUGCCCAGAACACCGUCGAAGUUACGGACCCAUCUCGGGUCCUACCGUGGUAUCGGGAUGAGCGUCGGAGGCGAUUCAACGUGCUGGUGCGAAGGUACAAGAAUCAACUGCUACAUGGAUGUGACGACCCAGGAUGUCGAACCCCAACUUGCGCCAGUCGACGUCGGAGAGUCCGCGAGGGCCCGUAUCGCCGCUACACGGAACUCAGCGCGCGAACCCUAGCUUGCUACCUCGCCAGCCAAGACGAUGCAGAGAGCGGGUUGUGCUGCAACAAUCCUCGGUACACAUCCGAAAUGACGAUUCAUGAUUAUCACCGUAUUUCUCUCCAGCGAUCCCGAGCCUUCCAAGCGCAUGCUGCCGCCGCCGCCGCUACAGAGAAAGAUCGUCAUGAUUCCCAAGCUGCACGACAGCAAGCAGACGACCUCAAUACCAAUACGUUCGAGGAAGCAGGAGGAUCGUCGAUAACCGGCGAUCUCGCAGGAAUCACAGCCAACGACACGCAUCCAAGCACCUUCAAUUUUCAAGACCUUGACUACGCUGCCGAACAACCUCUCAAAGACCCGAAAUCCUUCACCCAAAAUCUAUUCGAUACAUUGUCAUUGCGCAUGGUAGAAUGGCUUCCACUCCGACGCACAACUGAAAAUUCACCGCUGGCCAGGGACCAAACAAUUCAUCCAGACAACAACCAGACACCAACUUACGAAAAGAGACACGACAAAGAAGAAGAUAGGCCGAAACCAGAUGCCAGUCGACUCACCCCUACGCAUGCAAGACAACCUCCACCUCGCACUCCUUUGUCGCGCCCUUCUGGAACACAGCCUUCGGCCGUGGAGCUCACAUUUCAAAACCAACAACUCAAGCGACUGUCGCUUACCGAAUCGGAUACUUGGCGACAGUCACCCCGGUCUAGCUUGGACGAGAAGAAGCGACCCGAGUACAAAAGUCAUAAACUGUCAAUGAACGCGCAACCCUCUCCAAAUGAGUUUGCCAGCAUGCCUUCCCCGCCGGCCUUGAAGCACCGUCCACAGAAACAUCGUGGCAGGAUGGGUGAUAUGGAUAAAUCACGCUCCAAAGACCAAGUUAAGACUAAACGACGUGUAUCGUGGGACAGUGAGAAGCUGUUGACCCAGGAAGCCAUUGGCGCUAGUCCGGAGAACGCCAAACCAAACCCUCCUCUGCCGGAUGUGGAUGUCGACACUCCAACAAACCGCAAACCAAAGUCGAGCUCCAUGCGUCGCAUGCCAAACGUGGCCCCGCUGGCCCAGUCCAUCUCCCAUUUCACCCCAGAAAUCAUCGAUGGUCUUAGCGAAGUCAUGAUAUCUUCAGAGGAAGAUGCAGAGACUUGGCGAGAAGAACUCGACCGCAUACAGUCCAUGGGAAGCUUCGACAAUCCGGACUGGAAGUUCGCAACGCCUCGCCAGCGCCAGGUAUUCCCUUUUAUCGCUCAGAGUGCAUAUUUCAUCUUCAGCAGUACUGGGCACAUCCUACGAUCCUUCGGGAGGGACGCUCUAGAUCUAGACACAACUGCCAACAAGAUGAAUAAACGCCUAGAUGUUUCAAACCUUCAGGGGUCUCUGCAGCGCCUUUUUACCAUCUGCCCUUGGGACAUCGCCUUGCAUAGUUUGUGGAGCUCGUUGGACAAGCUUUUCGUGCCGCCGGAUGAGUUGACCUCAUCUGGUCGACCUUCCCGUCGUUCGUCUCGGAGUUCUACUAUGACCAGUUCCGCUCCCCCUGUGGUACGGCGACUGUCAGAGUCAGCGAGCAAUGAGCACUUGUCUGACGCAGAUGCCGCUUACAUUGCCACGAUCGCUUUCUUUGUCUUGGCCAGUUCGGUCCCUGAUCUUGACGUUGGCACAUGGCGUGGUAUCCUGCGGAUGCGGGCCGCCGGAACUGUCGCCUCUGCUGCUGACAUGCAAAAGCUGUCUCCUGAACACGCUCAACAAGCAGUUGAAGCGACCGAUCGACUUGAGCAUGAGCUAGGCCUCCGCUUGAUCAAUCGUCUUGUACGUGCUCUCACAGCUAGACUCGCCUAUCAUGAGAUAUCCAAAGCUCGCCAGGUGUACAGCUUCGACCUACCGAAGCAAGGGAAAGUCAAUGUGCUUGAUCGCAUAAUGGACAAUCUCAGUGAGCAACAACCUCGCAAAGCCUUGGAGAACCAAGGUGCAUCUUCUCAAUCCACCGGGCCUACCCCUCUCAUCGUUGAGUGGCUCCGAACGCUGUUUCUACGCGAAUGGGAUGGUCACCCGGAAAUGGCUCGUAGCAGUGCUGCUGGAGGUGCCGUGCAGAUCCUGGCUCUGAUGUACAAGGAGCGAAAUCGGCUAGGUCUUUCCCCUGAAGACUUUCACACUCCUCUCCUCGCUGAGCGGCUGGACCCUCUCGAGAUGCCCAUUGCCUGGCUGGGGAGCCUCUCAAAUAACCGCACGAUGCAUCUCCUCUCAUACCCAUUCCUCUUCCCGCCGUCGUCCCUGGUCAUCUAUUUCAGAGCCCUCAAUUACUCGGCAAUGUCCAAGUAUUACGAGGCUGCGAUGACCACUACUCGUCAUAUCACACAAACUGCCUUUAGCAGUAUCCCGGUCGCAGAUGACGCCGCACUUCUGGCUCGUAUGAAGAUCUCCAUGUCCACGUAUCUGGUUCUGGUGGUUCGACGAGAUAGUGUCUUGACAGAUGCGCUCAAUCAGCUCUGGCGCCGAGAGAAACGAGAGCUGAUGCGCCCACUCAAGGUUCAGAUGGGCAUGGACGAGGGUGAGGAAGGGUUGGAUCACGGUGGCGUUCAGCAAGAGUUCUUCCGUGUGCUCAUGGGCGAAGCUCUGGAUCCAUCUUACGGCAUGUUCACGAUGGAUAGUCGGCAUCGUAUCUCCUGGCUCCAGCCCUGUUCCUGGGAACCUCUUUACAAGUUUGAACUCCUCGGGCUACUCAUGUCCAUAGCCGUGUACAAUGGACUUACGCUUCCCGUCAACUUCCCGAUGGCAUUCUACCGCAAGUUGUUGGGACUGAAGGUUAAGGACCUUGACCAUAUUCGUGACGGCUGGCCCGAACUCACUCAAGGUCUAGACGCGCUCCUCACAUGGAAGGAUGGCGACGUGGGUGAUAUUUUCAUGCGCACCUACGAAUUCAGUUUCGAGUCUGCAGGCACCGUGGAGACUGUUGAUAUGCAGCAGGUUGGCCGUGACGACGCGUGGUCGGACGCCUCUCACCUUUCUCGACCAGCAGCUGUUCGCCCUCCAUCCCCCACGGUAGCAGAAGCAUCCAGUCCCGCCCAGACUAUGCAGUCUUUGGCUACUCACCCACCACCUGUAACUGUUGCAGUCGAAGCACCUCUAGUGACGAACCAGAAUCGAAGUCAGUUUGUUAAAGAUUACAUCUUUUGGCUUACCGACAAGUCGAUACGUCCGCAGUUUGAGGCGUUCCUUCGAGGGUUCCACACCUGCCUCGAUCGCUCAGCGCUGUCCAUCUUCACACCAGAGGCUCUCAAAACCGUCGUCGAAGGUAUUCAAGAAAUUGACGUGGCAGAACUCGAGCACCAUGCUCGGUAUGAAGGUGGAUUCGGACCUACUCACCAAGUCAUCCGUGACUUCUGGAGUGUGGUCAAGCAGUAUCCGCCCGAGAAGAAGGCGCAGCUCCUUGAGUUCGUCACCGCGAGUGACCGAAUUCCCGUCAAUGGUAUCUCGAGCAUUAUGUUCGUGAUCCAGAAGAACGGCGUAGGAGAUUUGCGCCUCCCGACCAGUCUGACGUGUUUCGGCCGUCUACUCCUGCCCGAGUACUCCUCGAAAGAGGCACUGACCGAAAAGCUGGACAAGGCCCUUGAGAAUGCACGGGGAUUCGGGGUUGCAUAA
This is a messenger RNA of Penicillium daleae, 3945 nucleotides long. RefSeq names its product HECT domain protein. The transcript has 3 exons. Lineage: Eukaryota; Fungi; Ascomycota; Eurotiomycetes; Eurotiales; Aspergillaceae. The record is from RefSeq and is a predicted model, not a curated record. Gene Ontology annotation, molecular function: ubiquitin-protein transferase activity. Bases 1 to 3945 code for a protein of 1314 amino acids.